Messenger RNA from Microplitis demolitor, 4768 nucleotides. RefSeq lists its product as uncharacterized. Bases 51 to 1910 code for a protein of 619 amino acids. The record is from RefSeq and is a predicted model, not a curated record. The transcript has 3 exons. NCBI's taxonomy places the organism in Eukaryota, Metazoa, Arthropoda, Insecta, Hymenoptera, Braconidae.
UGCUUUAAAUUUGAUAGUUAACAGUAACCUCAAGAAAUUAUUUUAUAAAAAUGAUUCUAAUGACACCGAAAAACAUACUCAUGCUUUGUAGCAUUACAGUAUUAAUUACAAUACAAGCGAAUAGUAUAACAGUUCCACUGAAAAAAUUAACACUCGGUGAUACAGUAGAUAAAAUAAAUUUAAAUAAAACAUCCGCAGUAGUUUAUGGGAAUAUAAUAAAUUUUCAUGAUGAAACUCCAUCAUUCGUAAAAUCAUUAACGGAGUCUGUUAAUAAUCAUCCAACGUGGUCAGAAAUUGAGUACAGUUGUUCAAAAUCGUUGAGUUCACUUUUCAAUGACCCUGUUGAUGUAAUUAAUUCACCAAUAAAUUUAUUCAAUGUGUUCGACAAACAAAAAUUGAAUCAUGAAUCUUUUGGUAUUGAUAAGAAAUACUUAAACAAUAAAUAUACAUGCAUGUUUUUUGAGCUUUGUCAAUUUGAAAAGCAAAAGUAUAGAGACUUUGUUAAUUUGUUUGAUGAAAAAUUUUUUUCGAAAGAUAAGGAUGAUUAUUAUUACUAUAAUGAAAACCGUCGGGGUAAGAAACAUUUUGAUAUUCUCAAAUUUAAAAUACACAAUGAGACACAUUAUGUAUCUUCUAUUAACAAUGGCGACUGUUUAUUUCAGAUUUUUGUAUUCAACACUGAACCAGAAAAUAUUUCGAUUGAUUACAAAGAAAAAAUUCCUCAAUACAAGAGUAAAAUCUUAAUGGCAAGCAAUAAUAAUACGCUCGAAAAAAUUGUGAUCAACUAUUUGAAUAAUUACAAUAUUUUCCUCUUCAACUUUACAUCACACCCAUUACAAAUUAAGAGUACUAUUUUAAGUUACUUAAGAAAUGAUAAUGUUUUAAGUAUCGAACUAACUGCGCUUCCUAAAUUGCCAAGAUCUUUGAAAUCCAACGAAGGUGAUGGUAAAUUAUUAACCACAGACUCAAACUGGAUGCAAUUGAAUCCAGGAGACACUUUUAAUAUAAAAGACAUCAAAUCAGAUUCAAUAUUGAUAAAUGGUAACAUUUUGGAUUUUUUGUUUUUUGAUAAAUUUGACUACAGAAAUUUUAAUUACAACUAUCAAAUAACUAAUUAUUCUUACACAAAUUCGGAUGGUAAAUCACAGUGUCGUGAAUCGAUUGUAAAAUAUUAUAAUUAUGACAGUAAGAGCAAUUUUGAAAAGUUGACACCAUUCGAUUGCUAUUUACAAGAGGAAUUUUAUGGAAUAGACAAUAAAUUUUUAAAUGAAAAUUAUAAACGCGUUGAAAUAAAAAUUUGUCGAAUUAUUGAAGAAGAGAAAAUAAAAAUAGACCCUUUCGAAAUCGUUUAUUUGGAUGAACAGUUUAUAGAAUUUGAAUAUAAUGUAUUCGAUAAUGAAAAUGUCGUGAUACAAUUUCCAAAAGGAAACGAGACACAUUAUAUUUCGUCAAUUCAAUUUGGUGAUUGUUUGUAUCAGGCAUUAGUCUACAAACUGAACGGAAGGUUUACAGAAAAAUUGAUCCACGCAGGCAAAAUUUUAUCAGCGAGCAGAGAUAGUAAACUAGAAGAAUGGGUCAAAACUUAUUUUAUGGACAAUAAUUUGGAUCAAAUAUAUUAUAAUCAAACAAUCAAGAAUGAAGUUAUAGAAAAACUGGGAAACAAAGUUCUACUAAAUCUCAAUUUACGAUCAUUACGUGAAAAACGUUCUCCGCCAUAUUUAGAAUUUAUUCAAUUUAAUAAUUUCACAACCUUGUCACAUGACUUACCGACGAAAAUUUUCAAAAAUUCAUCACAAAAUUUACCCACAGUAACUUUAGAGAAAUUAGAUCCAAACUUUUCAAGCUCACUAAAAUCUUCUUUAUUUAAUAUUUUGUUACUACUAACUAUUAUGACAUUAUUAUUAGUUUAAUCAUACUCUAUACAUUACUUAUAAAUUGCAAGAUAUUUUGACAUAAAUAAAUACUAAAUAAGUCAACUUCAAAAGCAAGUCAGAAAUGAAUGAAACCCAAAUUUGAUUUUGACUUCCUUAGUGUCUAUUUAAGUCAUAAAUGUCAAUUUUGCUCUGAUUUCGAUUCAUAUCACGUAAAAUUUGAUCAAACAAUUUAAAUUUAAGUUAUUUUUCGAAACAUUGUCUCUAAAAUCUAUGAAUAUUUAGUAUAUUAUAGUAAAACUUAGUAAUGGCAGCUAACAACUCUAUUACACUGAUAGAAAUUUUAUAUUGACUCAAGAAAUAUUUUCUUGAGCCAAGACUUUAUUUCUGAAGAAAACCAAUUAUCUGCUUCAAGAAAUUCUUGUCUUGAUUUAGAUUUUCUUGGCUCUAAAGAUUUUUUAUCUUUGAUAGAUAACUCUCGUGUCUUGACCCGAAACUAUAUUAUUUUCAAUCGAUACUAUUGAAUUCUUCAAGCAAGACCACUAGUCUCUUCAACUAAAAAUGUCGUAUUAUUAUUUUAAGAACUUUAAAUUUUUGGUUCAAGCCCUCGCGGUUUUGGAAAUACUGAAAUAAUACCGGAAUUAUACGGUAUAAAUACUGCAUAAAUAUGGUAUUACUCGAGUUAUUUUAGCCAGUUUUUUUGCCGCAUUAUUACCAAAAAUUUACGAAAUAAAUUCCUAAUAUUAUCGGUAAUAAAACAGAAAAAAUACGGUAUUUUCACAGAAUUAAAACAGUAAUUAUACAGCAUAUUUAUAAUAUAUUUUCGGCAUUUUUGCAGCAUCAAACUGUUCUACCCGUAAAAAAAUGUAUAUAUAAUCAUAUAAAAUUUUAUUCAGUUAUAUAUAAUUUUAUAUAAUUAUAUAGAACCUUAUAAAGUUAUAUAUUAAAUAACUGUCAUGAAAAAAAAAUAAAAAUAAAAACACCCGUUAACUCGUGGACUCAAUCCCGAGACCUACUUGUUCAAAGUCUGAUCUGGUAGCCAUUAUGCCAAAUUACUUACUUGAAAUAUGUUACUAAUUGUAUUCAGAUGGAUACAAACAAACUUAAGAAAAUUGAAAACAUCAAUUUUCACAGAUAGUUAUUUUCACUUACAUGUUUUUGUUUGAGUAAGAAUUGUGUGAAUCAAUAAAAUAAAAUAAAAAAUAUUACAUUUUGCAUAUUUUCGAUGAUUUUAAAUGCAGAAGCGAACAAAAAAUUAAACCAUAUUUUUUUACAAUUUUCUAUUUUAUCAGCGUAAAUCUGGCGAAAUUGCAGGAUACUGACGGUAUUAUUGUCACAAAAACAACGAUUUUAUUAUUAUAACAUUAUCGUAUUAUAGUUUUUAUACAGCAUUUUAUUGGUAAAAGUUCGGUAUUCUUGUAGUUUUUUUACAGUAUUUUUUCGGUAAAAGUUCGGCAUUUUUAUAGUAAUAUUACUGUAGUAAUCUGGUAACUCUACAGCAUAAGUGCAGUAAGUAUAUGGCAUAACUGCAGGAAGAAAACUGGCCAAAAUAACCAUUUUAAUACCAAAUUAUUACGGUAAAUUUACGGCAUGUGCAUAAAUCCCGAAAAUUUACGGCAUUCGCAAAACUGCGAGGGAGUAAUGAUUCCUUGAUGAAAGAUGUUUUUAAAGUAAUGAAAAAAAAAAUUUUUUUUUUAAAUAAAUUUCUACUUUAACAUAUCUGAAGUAAAUAAAUGUAGUCCUAAAAAAAUCACUUUAAAAUUUUUUAUUUUUAAAAUAAAAAAAAAAGUUUUUUUUCAAGCUGAGUAAAUUGAUAUCUUGAUUUAAAAAUCGUGCCAUUCUCGAAACAAGUCAGUAAUAUUUUAAACCUUCAUUUUGCCUAUCUUAAUCCAAAAGCAAGAAAUUCUUAAGCGAAAUAUGUCAGAAUUUUGGUUCAAAACAAAAAUGGCUUCAUCGCAGAAUAAAAUUCUCAAAUGAAUAAUUUUUUUUCUCUGGCCGAGACUUUCAAUUUUUUUGGUUCAAAGACUUAUUUCUUGAAUUAAAACAAUUAAAAAUUUUGAAACAAGAACCACAUUUUGAAGAAAAAAUUUUUUUGAAUCAAGAUAGUUUUUCUAUCAGUGUACUAUUAAAACAUUGAGUAUUGUAUUUAAUUACAAAACUUAUCAAUUUUUAUCCUGUAAAAAUAUUAUUGUAAAAUAUGCGAAAAUUUCUAUAUGUAGUAAUUUCUGUAUGUUAUAUUAAUAAAAUAAUUUUAAUAAUUACAUAGUAACUAAUCAUCAUACACUUGUUAAUUUGUCGAUGACAGAUAAAAGAAAUCGUUUGAUUUGUAACAUAUGUAAAAGAUAGCGCAUUCAAAUUUAAAAUAUUGACUCGUUUAAUACAAUCGAUAACCCGAUGGGGUAUGAGUAAAAUAUAUCGAAAUAUAUCGAUUGAAAACUCGAACAAUAUCAAAUAAAAAUUAAUUCUUGCGGUAGUACUGCCGAAAUCGAAGCAACUAUUCGAUUGUUCAUAAUUGAAUAGAAUCGACUGAAGACAAUCGAUUGUGGUAAUUAAUCGUUUCUGAACAAUCGACUAUUGACAUAAUCGAUUUAAAAAAAAAAACCGAUUUUUUUCUCUCCUAACUUUAUAGUUGCAGAAUCGAUAGCUUAACAAUUGAUUGUGUAAAAUCGAUUUUAUAAUUUUUUGUUCAAAAUAAAAAAACGAAUAUGGGUCCAAAAUCACAAAUUCAAAAUUAUUAAUAUUUACAUUAUUUGACAGUCGAUUAUUUGCUCACAACUUUAAAGUUGCACAGUCGACCAUCUAACAAUUUAUUUUGAAAAAUCGAUUUCGGAAUUUUAUUUUAAAGUUAAAUAUCACCACAUACAAAUAUAAGUUUGUAUUUCAUCGAAGUAUGAAAU